This is a messenger RNA of Saccharomycodes ludwigii, 825 nucleotides long. It is a transcript of the gene TRM9, whose product is annotated as tRNA (carboxymethyluridine(34)-5-O)-methyltransferase. The record is from RefSeq and is a predicted model, not a curated record. The coding region runs from base 1 to 825 and encodes 274 amino acids. Gene Ontology annotation, biological process: tRNA wobble uridine modification. NCBI's taxonomy places the organism in Eukaryota, Fungi, Ascomycota, Saccharomycetes, Saccharomycodales, Saccharomycodaceae. The transcript has a single exon. Gene Ontology annotation, cellular component: cytoplasm; nucleus. Gene Ontology annotation, molecular function: S-adenosylmethionine-dependent methyltransferase activity; tRNA binding.
AUGGCCGAAGUUAAAGAAGAAGAAUAUGUUCAUAAAGUUUAUAAUGAAAUCGCCCAUCACUUUUCAGAAACUAGAUAUAAGCCGUGGCCUGUAGUCAAAGAAUUUUUAACUUCCAGAGAAACAGGGAGCAUUGGUAUUGAUGUUGGCUGCGGAAACGGUAAAUAUCUAAAUGUUAAUCCAAAUAUUUAUCUUUUGGGUAGUGAUAGAAGUCAAGGAUUAAUAGAAUGUGCUCACCAAAUAAACGGAAAAUACAAUAUUUUAAUAGCCGAUGGUUUACAGUUACCACAUAGAGACAGCUCUUUUGAUUUUGCCAUCAGUAUUGCUGUGGUUCAUCACUGGAGUACUAGAGAAAGGAGAAUUGCUGCAAUUAAACACAUUCUAAGUAAAGUCCGUCCAGGUGGUGAAAUUCUAAUUUAUUGUUGGGCUUUAGAACAAGAAGCUUCCAAAAGAGGAUAUCAUGAGGGAAUGGACCAAGAUGUUUUGGUACCAUGGGUUUUGCAAGAAAAAAAGAAACCAAAGGCCAAAAAGAAAAUUAAAGAUUUAGUCAAGGAAGAAGUUGAACAGUUAGAUAUAGGAAACAUUGACCCCAAAGAUAGGGCUAAAUAUAUUGCUGAGUGGAAGGAAAAGCAAAAGGGGAAAAGGAAACAAUUGGAAGAACUAUUGAGUAAAGAUGAGGAAGAAAAGAAAAAUGAAGUUACUAAAUACAGAUAUUAUCAUUUAUACAAAAAGGGAGAAUUAGAGGAGGAUUGUACUAUGGCUGGUUCGGUUGUAGUGACAACUGGUUAUGAAAGAGAUAAUUGGUAUUGCAUAGCUCGUAAACCAUAA